UCCACGCCCACUCUCCCCCACGCCCACUUUUCCGCUCUUUAUAUUUCCUCUCCCACCACGCCCACGUUUAACAACCUUCAAUGCAUUCUUGUUGGUUUUUCUUCUUAUAUGCCUAAGGGAAUUUGGGGUGAUUUCAACGCAUUCAAAAUAGUUAUCUGAGGAUCGUAUUAUUGCGUCCGUGUCGCCUGUAGGCCGCCCGUGUCGCCAGUGCCACCGGCCGCCCGUGUCGCCAGUGCCACCGGCCGCCCGUGCCACCAGUGCCACCGGCCGCCCGUGCCACCAGUGCCACCGGCCGCCCGUGUGGGCACCACAGAGGGCGUGACGUGACUGUGACGUCAGGUGAAGGCCAUCUCCCGGGGGUGGAGCAGCCACAGCGUUACGCGUAGUGUGGCACUAGAGCGGCACACGCCUGGCCAGUCACACGCCACCCACCACCCGCGCCACACACCUGCCCCCCCAUCCCCACGCCGCCCACGCCACCCACCGUACUCGAGGCGCGUGCAGGACCUCCCACGCCCACCUCGUACAAGUGUCAUGAAAGUUGCGGACGCGUGUGUACCUGAAAAUUUGGCUAACUAUGUACAGCAGUUACGAUGAGAAGCGGCGGCACUGCUCAGGACUCUGUAAGGGUGUGAUCGAGUCAUUAGUGCCUCUUCUCGCUCAGACAACUCUUCUCCCAUAAGGAGAAAAAACACAGUUUUCAUUUAUAUAAAAGCCCGAAAUAUCGUUCUCGAGUUUCAAAAGUGGUUCUUGAUAUAUGUUGGAGUGCAAAGUGCUAGACACAAUAGUUAUGAUGAACUAUGUGAGGACAGUGUUGUUGCUGGUGGUGGUGGGGACGCUGGGAGCCUCUGAGGUCUCCGACCACCUCCCAGCCUCCAGCGGAGACUCUCUCGAGGAAAAGAUACCGUCUCAAGGAAGCGACAUCCUCUCUCGGUUUACCAGACAAGCUGAAAGAGACCCAUAUAUCUUCAACCUGUUCGAGGUGCUACUGACCACGCUGGAGACCAAGCUGAGGAGAGUGGAGAAUAUGGACCGCGCCCUCGAGCGUCUAGUCCGUCGGCUGGACACUGUGGAGUCCCGCCUCGACAUUAACCUCAAUACCACCACGCAGAUGGUUCGCUUACUGGAGACGAGGUUGAUAGACCCCAACUCGUACAGGAGCAGCACAGCCAGUGAUGGCAGCACCGGCAGGACAUCGUCAGAAGAGCGGAAUAGUAUUAACAGCUUGAUGGAACAACGGCUGUAUCUUCUGACGGAGCACGUGGCCAGAAUCGACAACAAACUGUCGAGCGUGCAGAAGUCGCUCGACACCAACAGCAUCGUGGUGCCUCAGGACGAACUGGUGGCGGCAGCCUCGGAGAGUUACCGUGUGGGUGUUGACAUUCCUAGAGUCCAGGCCCUCGAUAAGGUCCCAGCCCUUGGUCAGCUACAAGAGUCCAUAGAGUCGGUGCGGGACUCCGUGACAGCGAUGGACCGGCGCCUGCAGUUCCAUAUGGCUUACGUGUCCGGAGACCUGGAGCAGCUGGCGGGCUCUGUCAGGACCAUUCACACUGCCAUACUGGAGGAUCAGAAUCCCCCAGUUGACACCACCACGGAGGCUCCCAGGAACGUGACGCGGGUGGCUCCCCGUACAAAGAUCGACUCGCUGGUUGACCGGAUGUCACCCAUGGAGACUGUUUGGGAGAAGAUGGAGGAAGUGUGGGACGUGGUGGUGGGCACCAAGAGCUCGGUGGACGUGCUGGUGCCCAAGAGUGAGGCUCUACUUAACACCAGCCAGCGGCAGGAGCGGGCUAUCUCCACCAUCCAGUCAGACCUCACCGAGAAGGCCAACCGUAUCAUCCAGAACCUUGACCAGGUGGAGCAGACGUUGAAGACGAUGCCGCGAGAAGGCCAUAUGCAUCGGGACCACAUCAACCCCGUCACCCUUCUCCACCGCUCCACCAACACCCACCAGGUACAGGACGACACCCCCGUCGACGACCCCCCGGGCGAUCUCGUGGACCAGAGCUUCCUGACGGAACACAACACCAGUGACAUGGUAACGACGACGGAGCGACCGUCCACUCGGAGCCAGGUAGGACCCUCAGGCGUGGUCUUCCCAUCCGUCCAGAAGAAACCCGUCACCAUCAACAGCACCUUUGUCAUAAACGAUAUGAAUGAGCAAAGCAUUAAGCAAGGGUUCUCCUGUAAUGACAUGAGAGAUAAGGGCAUGAGAGAGAGCGGCUCCUACUAUCUCAAGAUCAGGGGCACUACUUAUUGGUUCCUCAGGGUCUUCUGUGAUAUGGACACGGCUGGAGGAGGUUGGACAGUGAUUCAGCGACGCGACGACUAUGGCGAGCCCCGUGAGACUUUCAACCGAGAGUGGAAUGACUACAAGCAUGGAUUUGGCAAUCCUGAAGCAGAAUUCUGGCUCGGCAACGAGAACAUCUACAUGCUCACCAACACUGACAACUACAUGCUCAGGGUCGAGCUCGAAGACUUUGAUGGCAACAGAAGGUACGCCGAAUACUCAACCUUUAAGUUACACAGCGAGAAGGACAACUACAAGCUAGAGAUCGGUGGGUACUCUGGCAAUGCUGGAGACUCGCUCAACGACCCUUGGUAUGGCUCCAACCUCAGCCCCUUCUCUACUGUCAACAGAGACAAUGACCGUUCCAGUCUUAACUGCGCUUCUAUGCUGAAGGGCGGCUGGUGGUGGCGCUCUUGCGGUAGAGGAUUAAAUGGUAUCUACCUCACAGACCCCAAUGACCUCACAGCAAGACAAGGUAUCGUGUGGUUCCGGUGGAGGGGAUGGGAUUAUACGCUAAAGAAGUCCGUCCUUAUGAUUAGACCUAAAAGCAAGGAGGGAAAAACUACCUAGUGACAGUUGAUGCUAGAAGAAAGAAAACGGAGAGACCAAAUCAAGGGCAGAAGACACUGCAAGAAAAGAUUAACUAAUUAUUACUUCUUUUAAGUGCUGUGAAUGUGAAGUAGAAAACUAGUAAUGGAUACGUUUGUCAAAUAUCAAUGAUUUUGGGGGACCAUUUCUCCAUGACUGGGGUGAUUGUAAGCAGAGACUUUUGACAUUUUGUGAUUGCCGCGUCAUCUGCUCCACUGGGUAUAAACAAAAAUACAAAAAUAUAUAUAUAUAUAUAAAUAGGGUGAUGGUUGGUGCUGGGAAUGUUCAUUGGCUUGUUCAUGAAGAGAAGUGUUACACUCAAAAACCUCAAACCAAAACGUUAUAUUGGACUGAUGACUAUUGAAAUUGCUCUCUCCAUUCGCUUUUGCCAAGCAUUAUAAAUCACUACGAGUACUUUAAGAAAGAAAGCUAUGUAUAUAUUUUGAUAGUUAAGUGCAAUACUAAGAUUCUUUCUAAAAAUACUAUAUUUUUUAAGAUAGGCAGAGAAUAGUUAUAUAGCUUUACCUCCUACUUUAUAAAGAAGAAUACUGGUUUUGGAUUAAGUGCUUUAAAGAACAUGUCGGAGUCAUCUUUCUUCACCUUGUCUGUCUACCCUGAGAAGAGGGAUUCUGGGCGUGUGUCCAGGGUCUUGUCCACUCGUCAGUAGACUGGGAACAAACUUCUUGUUUCCUCAAGGUGGAAGGGGUUUGACUCCUGUAUGUUGUAUCAAGUAUUACGGGACCUGCUCUGUUGUGUGUCUGUAUGUAGUCUCCUGCAUAUAUCUUCACUUAGAUAUUAGUUAGUGUAGAAUUAUUUAUUUUUGGGUAUCUCUGUUCGAAAAAUCUUUUAAGUGUUCUUGUUCUGCUGGCCGGGCUCCCCCUCCCCCUUAACACACACACACACACACACACACACACACACACACACACACACACACACACACACACACACACAUUAUGGUAGUCCUCCCCAACUAGUUGAGAGACGGGACCAAAGAGCUGAAGCUCAACCCCUGCAAGCACAACUAGGCAAGUACCCACACACAUACAUAUCGACAUGCUUUUGAGGCCAAAGCCUCAAAAGGUGAGUGUGAACAGAGGAGAGAGAUAAUUAUCGAGUAAACAACUGAGAGCAAGACAUGACUACAAGACACAUAAGCAUAGAUAAGUUGUGAUAAUGUAGUGUGUCCUUAGAUACAAUUAUGCAUCAGAUAUGAACAUACUACCAAGGUAUAAUCAAGUGGCAAUUAGCAUCUACCAUGCAACUAUCAGAAUAGGAUUUACAAGAGAUACAAAACAAUCACGUGUGUUCGCAAAAGUGCUAUGCAUUGUUCCUCGGUGAAUUAAGCCAUCUGGUGAUGUGAACGACAAUUGAGAGGCACACAGUAAUAAUACUCCUGUAUGGUGCUAUGUAUCACUACCAGAACCCCUUUUGAGUAGUAUCUUGUGCAGUAUGUAACCCUCCCUCCCUCUAUAACUUAGCCUUCAAAGUUCCAUAAUAUAUCCUGAAGCCCUGCCUAACAUAUCGUCAAGUCACCUGUAACAUGAUAUACUUCAGCUCCCAAGUAGCAGUGUUUCCCCCCUAUGACAUGAAAUCCAUUUUUCCCACCCUGUCCCCUCCAUAAUAUGAUAUCCUCUAGGUCUCUUUCCCCCUCCCCCCACUCAGUAACAUAAUAUCCUCCUGUACCCCUGUAACAAGAUAUUCUCCAAUUUCCCUCCAUAACAUAUCCUACAGCCCCCUUCAUAACAUAUCCUGUUUCCCUCCCAUAAGAUAUCCUAUGGACCCCCUCUCUCCGUAACACGAUAUCAACAACCCUCUGUAGCACGAUAGCCUCAAGUUGCCUUCCUACCAUCUGUGAUGUGAUCUCCGGUCAAUCAACUUGGACAAUUUGGCCAAACUUGUCUACCUGUCACCACACUGUCUUUGAUGGUACUUGUUUGUGUGUGUGUUCUCUCCACCUGCAAUAUGCAUACUGGCCUGAACAGUCUAUUUUCAUCUAUGCAUAAUUCGUGCAUGGAGUAUUGCAUGUAUUUGUAUGUGCCCGGUCUAUUGUUUGUACAGUAUAUGCCUCUUGUAUAUUAGUAUGUGCCUGGCAAUAUGCGCAGUGAACUUGUCUGGAUGAUGAUGUGUGUUUGGAAGGUGUUUAUAAUGCCAGCAGGUGACCAAUACAAUGCUUGCCACCGCUGGUCGGAUAGGGAGAUAGAGACUUCCUGAUUUAUAUAUUUAUAUAUCUUGCCUGUACUGUAUAUUUUUUGCUUGUGUAGUACAGCAUUGUAAUCCUUGUAUGUGCAGUAUCAUGUGUUCAAUGUUUUUUGUAAGGACAGUCUUCUUCUUUACAUUUAUAUUAUCUUCAUUCUCCAUGUGUAACUUUCCUAAAUAAAACAAGUUUAUUUUUUAGACAUGUUUCCUUGUUAUAUUUUGUUGAAAGGAUUAUCGGAAAGAAUAUGCCAAGGCCAGCUGAUAAGGGAUGGGCCUGCUAACUUAGAGGCUAUAUGUAAUUUUUAGGGUUUUAGCGAUGGCAACAGGAAUUUUAAGUAAAUGCAUUUUUCUAAGUGGUGGCUGUUUAAAGCGUGUGCUGAGCGCCUGCCAUUGUAUGCCAAGUGAUAGCUUUCAUGUGUUGGCCAGUUAUUUCAUAAUUAAUAUAAAUAAAAAUCAGGCAAACAAGGGUUUAGGGUGUGUUAAAAUAGCAAACAAUGAGUGUAUAAGUACAGCAUAUCAGAUAGGAAGAAAAAGAAUCUUCAAUAAGUAUUGUAAACAGCAUAAAGGUCUAUUGGUAUGUACUAGUAAAAUGUCUUUAGUAUAAUCAGAAUAUUUGUUUUGUGCAUGUAUGAGGAUAGUGUGUUAGGCCACUUAAAUUGGAGUUCACCACAGUGAUAUAACUGGCAAUGUUGGGCCAUUAAUCAGCUCAUUCUCUAGAGUAACAACUGACAAAACACGGGAUACUAAAACACACAAACCCAAACACCCGCCUAACCUACAAAUAGUGUGGAUGUUUGUGAGCCCACUAACAGUGAGGUCCACCGCCACACUGAUUAGACAGGCAGUGAUGGGCCACUAACAGUGUUGAUUUCCACACUGCAAUAUCAAAAGCACUGUCAACAUCAGAAAACAAAACCAAAAAAAAAAAAGAACAGCAA
This is a messenger RNA of Procambarus clarkii (red swamp crayfish), 6015 nucleotides long. Its product is annotated as angiopoietin-2. Lineage: Eukaryota; Metazoa; Arthropoda; Malacostraca; Decapoda; Cambaridae. The record is from RefSeq and is a predicted model, not a curated record.